Molecule: messenger RNA, 1578 nt
Organism: Penicillium olsonii
Lineage: Eukaryota; Fungi; Ascomycota; Eurotiomycetes; Eurotiales; Aspergillaceae
Source: the annotation of a GenBank genome assembly
AUGGAACCAAAAGAAUCAGACACCCAAGGCCUUGCCUGGGUUGAGAAGCCCUUCAGUCUGGAACCCGAGUGGACGGUGGAACUAGACCUUGAGGCUAUCGAGCAAACGAGCAAGUCGAUAUAUCCAGCGGCCAAGGCAAUACAGGUGUUUUUUCUCGCCCAGGGGGCCCUCAACAAACUUUACGACGUGACCAUAGACAAUGAGACUUUCAUUAUGCGGGUUUCGCGCCCCGACGAUCCAUACUACAAGACCAUGAGUGAAGUGUCAACUUUGGACUGGAAAUCGCGUAUUACAAGUAUUCCAGUUCCCCGGGUCAUCAGUUAUCAGGCUUCGCGCGAAAACCCGAUCGGAUUUGAAUGGAUCGCCAUGACCAAAAUGCCUGGAAAGCCCUCGAAGGAGGCAUGGCGCUCUCUCCCUUGUUCUGCGAAGGAAAGGUUGGUCGAAGAGUUUGCGGUCCACUUUGCCUGCCUGUUCCAGAACAAAUUACAGGGUAUUGGAAACAUAUAUGGCACAAAGUCAACCCCCGAUGAUUCCAAAUUGGCCGAAGCGACUUUUCCUACGGUCGUUUCGAGCUCUGCUACGGGUCAUUCCGUACUGACCACAACAGCCUUGCCGAUCUCGCAUGUGUCGGACUCGACUCCCCCUGUGGGUGAUUUGAAAUUGCCUACAGAAGAUUCAGCUUCAUCGAAGGAUGAUUCUAGAUUGACCAAAACUACCUUGUCUACGGUGACACCAGCCUGUUUGAAUGAGUCACCUUUGGCCCAAACCCAAGAUUCGCGGCAGUCUCCAGCAGUAGGCAGGAUUGUGUCUAUGCAAUUCUUUUGGGGAUCUAACCUUCAUCGAGAUGUUGACCGGGGCCCAUUCGGUUCUAGCAGAGACUGGAUCACAUCGCGUCUUUCUCUCAAUGAGAAGGAGUGGCAGUCCAAGCUAGACAAUAUACCAGCUGGCGAACUUGGAAGAAGCGAUGCAGCUGAUCUGGAUGAUGCAACGAGAACAUUGAAGAUCAUCCAAAAGCUCCAAGCUCUACUUCCGUCUAUCUUUCCGCCCACGAGCAGUACGCCCGAGCCCUCCAUAAUGGUUGAUGACGAUCUUUCCGGUCAAAACAUCCUUGUUAGUGGCACUGGACACCUUACUGCUGCUUUGGACUGGGAAUGUGUUUCGGCACUUCCAUUAUGGAUCGCUUGCAAUUUUCCAGCAUUCUUACAUGGGCCGCCUCGGAACGAUAAGCCUGAUCGAGAACAAUAUGAUGUCGAAGAGGGAGAGCCCGAAGAUGGAGAACCGUGCGAUUUUUAUUGGGAGAACCUGCGGGACUACGAAACUACUCUGCUUCGUGAUGUGUUCAUUGAAACGAUGAAGAGAUUACAGCCUGAGUGGGUCGAUGUGUUCAACAAAAGCCAACGGGAAAGAGACUUUGAGCUUGCAAUCCAGCUCUGCGAGGAUGAGUUCUUUGCCCGAGAUAUUUUGGCAUGGGUUGAUGACCUGGCUGCCGGGGUAGAAAACCCUCGGAGCCUGUCCGACAGGAUGACACUUCCCAGGGGGGAAGACACUGGAUUUGAUAACUCAUGCCUCAGGCACUAA